Molecule: messenger RNA, 906 nt
Organism: Clupea harengus (Atlantic herring)
Lineage: Eukaryota; Metazoa; Chordata; Actinopteri; Clupeiformes; Clupeidae
Gene: ankrd13c
Product: ankyrin repeat domain-containing protein 13C-A-like
Exons: 3
Biological process (GO): protein retention in ER lumen
Cellular component (GO): cytoplasm
Molecular function (GO): signaling receptor binding
Source: RefSeq, a predicted model, not a curated record
AAGUCUCGCGAGAUGUCAAGCGGAAGAUGGCAGGUGGGUCUUCCUUGUCGGACGAUACUCUCAGCUGCCGUUGGACCUGUGUGUUGGAGCAGGGCAGCGUCGCUUCUGAAACACGGAAGGGAAUAAUUGUUCUUAAACCCUAAAGUACUCAGCUUUACUUGUGUUACCGCAUGUUUCUGUUGAAGAACUUGAAGUGUUCAUGUUGUGCGACUCACUGUUGUUGUGUAAUCUUCCACUGGCAUUUUUGCCAGCGACAAAUUACAUUAAUUUCCAAAGGUUCGUCGAAAGCUGCACCCUGAUCUGUGCAUUCGUUUAUUUAAAAGAUGACAGGAGAAAAGAUUCGAUCCCUUCGUAAGGACCACAAACCGAGCAAGGAUGAGGAUUUACUGGAACCAGACGAGGAAGCUGCAACUGGGACAUUCACAUCAUCAACCAGGACUAUUAGUGGCAAAGGGAAAGCUAACAAGAUGUUCAGCAAUCACAAGAUAAUCAAGUCUACACCGACACAACAGCAAAAUAAUCAACAUCAAACGCAAGUCAAUGCCAACACUAAUACAAUCGCAACCUCAGACACUAUCGAUGAUACAAAUAAAAACCCCAUCAUUCGAGCCGGUCAAGACUUCCCAGUCCAUGAAUGUGUGUUCAAAGGAGAUGUACGGCGAUUAUCUUCACUCAUUCGAACUCAAAAUAUAGCCCAGAAGGAUGUGCACGGGAAUACGCCACUGCAUCUCGCAGUAAUGAUGGGUCACAAAGAGUGUGCCCAUCUGCUCCUGGCUCAUAAUGCCCCUGUAAAGGUGAAGAAUGCUCAGGGCUGGAGCCCCCUCGCAGAAGCCAUCAGCUAUGGAGAUCGACAGAUGAGUAAGUGUCGCUGUCUCUGUCUCUCUCUUUCUUUCUCUCUCUUUCUCU